CGUCGCAGGAAGCUGCACCCAGGCACGCACCGGGCCGCGUGUGGACUGCGCGCGCGUGACACACAACGCCGGGGUGCGUGCACGUGCAAACAGAACCCGGAACACGCACGCGGUGACGUUGGCAUCACUCCCCAACCCCACCACCACCAACAACAACACCACCACCAACACCACCACCCCAGCUCGGCAUUUCUCACUGCGCAGCUGUUCGCUCGUCGUCUGCAUUGCAGCGUAAUAACCUCGCCAGAACGCACGCACACACACACACCCCGAUCUUCGCAGCGAACUAACUCAACGGCACGUGCAACAGCUCUGAAACGCACAUCGUCAACAACAGUAACACUUGCUUCCCCACCCCUCCCCCCGUCUCUCACUGCAUGCCUAACUUAACAACUUAACAAAGCAUAAACACAGCGAUACGUACGCAACACACCAGCGGGGCGUGCACAGCACACGCGUUAGCUCAUAGAAGCUACCACCCAGGGACACCAUCGGUCAUGAUGGAACCCGCUGACAUGAAGGCGGACGCCUUGGGCGACGUGGCAAAGAGGCAAGCGGCCGAGAAGAAGCAACAGGAGGAGGAGGACAAGAAGAAGAAGAAGAUGGAGAAGCAUGAAGAUGGUGAAGAGGUGGCACUCGGGGACGACCCCCAAGCCGGGCAAGGCGGCGGGUCUAGUCCGGCGGGUGCGGGAAGUUCCACCCCGGGGCCGGCGGCCGGGGGGGUCACGGCGGCGGGAGUGGCGUUGGGCGGUGGGCCCGACCGGGAGAAUGCGGUGAUCGACGAGAAGACCGUGCAGGACUACAGACUUCGCAAUUUCUUCGUCUUCAGGCCUGGAGCAUUCGAGCAAGCAGUGAACGACAUCAAAGUAUCCGUCUUGCACACCGUGGACGACGGGGAGAUACAAAGCGUCUGGCUCCUGGCAGAGGUGGACCACUGGAACAACGAGCGCGAGCGGAUUGUGUGCCUGUCCGAGCGCUCUCUGCUCAUCGUCAAGUACGACUUCGUGACGCUGCGCUGCGAGAGUGCACGGCGCGUGCCGCUCAACUUCAUCGACACCAUCUCGUUCGGAGAGUUCGCCUUCCCACCCAAGUCCCUGCUCAACCGAGAGGGCCACGGAUUACGUGUGCACUGGGACAAGCUCCGCGAGCCGACUUUCCUGUCCCGCUGGAACCCGUGGUCAACGGAGUUGCCCUACACAACCUUCACGCACCACAUCAUGGCCAACGCUGAUCCCAACAUGGCUCCCGUCUGCCAGCUGGAGAAAUUUCGCGAGGCGCUGAUCGAGGCUACCAAGCGAGCUCACACGGCCAACCCCAUCCCAGGUCGUGCCAACGGUGUGCUCGUGCUAGAAAAGCCGGUGCUUAUCGAGGCAGUUGUGGGCCUCAUGUCGACCAUCAACAACCAGAGCCGCCUUGGCUACUGCCUGGCACGUGGCAGCGUCGGCUUUUAAGGCUGGGGGAUUGGCCGGGACGCGGCCACCCCUUCCGUGCUUGCCCCUAGAUCUCCACCCAUCCUGGUUUCCCAAGAUUGUCCUCAUUAUACAAGGUGUCUGUCCUGGGGAAAUCUGCACAUCUUCCCAGGACACAAACACCCCUUUUCCACUGGCACAUCAGGGUCGUGUCAUCACCGUGUUGACGAGACCGGCCAUUGCGGCCCAGGAGGCUCCAGGUUGUUUUUAGUCUGCAAAAGCAGAACUGUGUUCCUGACGUAACACACAAUGUGUGAUGUUGUGCCACAGUCCUCGAAGUGUACCAAUUAAUGGCACACACAGUUAACACAUUAGCCCCGUCCCUGGCUCUGCUUGGCCCCAAGCCAGAUGCUGUCAUCUUGAGGCCAGAUUUUCAGCAUUUGGUUCCAGGCUCAGCCUGGCAAAAUCGCCAAUGGAAAACCACCCAUACUGCAAUGGCUUGGAUGUGCCAGUGGAAAUGGGGUAUAAAAGGCUCCGUUUGUGAAUUACGUAACAAUUCACCACGUGAGACAGUGUUUUUCCCCUCUUGAGGUAUUCUUUUUGCCAUGUCCCUGAUUUUUUGUACUUCAUAGGUGGCAACCCUAGCACGUGUGCUCCCAGCCAUUGCAACACACAUGGGUGUGUCAAGACAGCACUGGGUGGGUAGGUGGGUCACCACUCUACAUGUUAGCAUCUUGCCAAUAGUCUGAACGUUUACCCUUUUUUCUCAUGGCUUCCCUAUUGUGAUGUCUAGAUUUACUUAUGUGACGUGAACUGAAAAAUUACCUUUGGCAAAGUGCAAAUCGCUUUCAAAUGUUGCAUUGCAGAACUAAUUUGUACAAGGUUUUACUCCUGCGUGACUACAGUUAUAUGAAAAGGGGGGCAGUGGGGGGGGCCCUUUGAUUAAUCAAUGGUGUAGCUAUCCAGCAUGUAGGUGGUGCAACUACACUGGGGUCCUAUGAGCCAGAAGAUCCCAGGCAAUGAAGAGGGGAAAUUAGAUGGGUACCGCACCACCCAUUACAUUCCUUUAUGCAAGGUCCCCAUACCACCCACGGUAUGCCACUGGGUGGCUGAAGACAUGGUUUUUGAGAUUGCCAAAGUGAAGCCAUUGCAUCUGGUGGUGGGUUGAUCAGUGUGUGGUACACUCUGGACUUACCAAUAACUGUUACCAGCAGUGUCAAGUUAGACUUUAGUGGAGGCUGGUGAAGGAUGCUCCUGGGCAGUUAAAGGCAGAUGCCCUCCAGCAACAACGGAGGGCAGAGUGGUGCUCACAAGACGAGGGACUAAAAAACAGUUAGCAUAGUAGGGGGCACAGAUGGUGCAUCGGCCAGUCAACCCAUGGCACCUGGAUUAAAGUGCAUUUCGCCUGAAACUUAGUGGCAAAUGACGGUUGGUGGUACUGUGGAACAACUCUCAUGCCCCAUCUCAUGAAUGCAGGCCCUCACUGACCCAGGUCGAUCUCACUUUUAGAACAAAUUGCUGAAGCCUUGUAUUAUGAAGGCGUUGCAUGUAAAAAAAAAAUUGCUUCCUUCUGUCUUGUGAAGUGGCCAAUUCCAUGCCAAGUGGCCUUAAAAAGCUAGUGCUUUAGGUGUUUUUUUGCCAAAUAAAGUUGUGGUCACAGGGCCUAGUGGGCUGGACAGGACAAGCCUUGGAGAUUGUGCCUUUGUUAGUUACCCACUCGACACUUAAUCUUUCAACUAUAUUUCUUCACUUUUAAUUAAAAGGUAAAAUCUACCUGCAAUUUAAACACUUGUACUUUUGGUUUGAAGACGUUCUGAACAGAUGGGCUGGUAUUAGAAGCUUUGUUAGUCACAAAUAAUGAAAGGGUAAUCAUGCAAGUAUUGUUAAGAGCUGUGGUUGGAUGUUUUUAAAUGCCAAAUGUUGACUUUGUUUUCAAAUUAAAGUAGGUAACUGUACUUGGUAGAUAUUCCACACAGCUUGUUAAUGUUAUAUUUUCCUUAGUUUCCCUGUAAAUUUGGUGUAUUUAAAAAAAAAAUACGUGUUUGAGUUAUUACAAAUUUCCUCCCUCCCAUAUUGUAUUUACCAUCUUAAAGCUUAUGUAAAACAAGUGUAUUACUUGGAUGCAUCGAUUUAUCUUGAACACACAUCAGGUGGUAGGUGUGCAACAAAUUGUUCCAGCAAAUGCAUUGUGCUGUGAACCUGGCAUGGAGUUAGUCCACCAUUGCUGGGAAUGUGGCACGUUAAAAGCAGUCCUGGAUAUCUCCAACGAAACUCAACCAGCAAAGUAUGCUUAAAAAUAGCCCUGUUCAUCCAGUAGUAAGUUUACAAUGGGCAAGUAUGUUGCAUGCAGUUGGCACCCUAUUGCAUUGUAACCAUUUAAAGUAUCUAACAAAAUAGCAAUGGUUCUUGAAAAGAUCCAAACUAUUACAUUUGUUAGUGGGGCAGCUUGUUACCUAGCCCCUAGACAAAAGGUAGCAUUGCAUUUAAAACUCGUGCUGCCACCACCACCAAUUAAAACCUUGGUCCAAGACAGCGAGUGGUCUGAAAAGUAAUAUCAUUGCAUUAAAAUCAGUCGGUGGCAAAUUAGCCCGUGUGGGCCCAGCUUACUUGGAAGGGAUCAAUUAUUUAUAUAAUAAUCACUUCUAUGGGUCAUCCUCCAAACCAAGGGUUGCACUGCUGUGAAAGGUCCAAAUAGCUAGUUUCUCUUGACAAAUACGAUGUCAGGAUAAAUUUGGGGGUACCAAAAGAACCCAAUAUCACUCUGGGCUGCUGGAUACUGCGGGUGUUAUACCAAUGCCUACACUUGGUGUGUUAUGUGCACUAGGGUUCUUGGGGAGGUAUGGGGAGUUUUUUUGCAGCUAAACAUUGCACGAGUUGUACUCAUUUUCCAAAAAUAAAUUGAAAUGUAAUUGCA
Petromyzon marinus (sea lamprey) is the source of this 4323-nucleotide messenger RNA. It is a transcript of the gene TPRG1L, whose product is annotated as tumor protein p63 regulated 1 like. The record is from RefSeq and is a predicted model, not a curated record. Lineage: Eukaryota; Metazoa; Chordata; Hyperoartia; Petromyzontiformes; Petromyzontidae. Gene Ontology annotation, cellular component: cytoplasm.